AUGGAGAUGAUCGAGAAAGAGAAAUCAAGAAUCCUUACUCUGAAGAAGCGAAAGGAAGGGCUAAUCAAGAAACUCCACCAACUCACCACGCUCUGCGACGUCCCCGCAUGCAUGAUCUUGCACGACCCCACCACCAAUUCCACCUCAGUCUGGCCGGAGGAGGAUCCUGAUCAGGUCCGCCGCCUCAUCGACGCGUACAAGGCCAAGAAAAAUGACCCCAGCGGCGGCGUGAGGGAGUACUUGCUGUCGAAUUUCUUCGACGAGCGGCAGAGGCAAGCCGAGGAGGAGCUCGAGAAGCUGAGGAAGAAGAAUGUGGAGGGGAUGUUUCCGACGUGGGACGAUCGCCUCGACCUCAUGGAUGAGGCCCAGCUGAAGGAAUUGGCCGCUGCGGUGCGCGGCAAGGCCGAGGCGGUGCGGUCAAGAAUCGAAUUCUUGAAACAGGCGGAGGUUGAGGCGAUGGUGGUGAUUGAGAACAAUGCGAUGCGGUUUAAUUAUUCUGAUUUUGAUCAAGAUGUCAAGUCUGCUGAAGCUAUGAUGAGGGAGGGAAAUUCUUCGAUUCUUCUGCCGCCGCCGCAGCAGCAGCAGCAGCCGCCGUUGAUGCCGCCACCGCUGACAACGGCGCUUCGAUGGAUGUGA
This is a messenger RNA of Salvia splendens (bonfire salvia), 636 nucleotides long. RefSeq names its product agamous-like MADS-box protein AGL80. The transcript has a single exon. Gene Ontology annotation, biological process: positive regulation of transcription by RNA polymerase II. Bases 1 to 636 code for a protein of 211 amino acids. The record is from RefSeq and is a predicted model, not a curated record. Lineage: Eukaryota; Viridiplantae; Streptophyta; Magnoliopsida; Lamiales; Lamiaceae. Gene Ontology annotation, molecular function: protein dimerization activity; DNA-binding transcription factor activity, RNA polymerase II-specific; RNA polymerase II cis-regulatory region sequence-specific DNA binding.